GGGGUCCGCGCCACGGGAAGCGAACUGCGCGCGCGUCCGGAUCCUUACGUGAAGCGGGCCUCUUUCUUGUUAUCUAGCUGCAGGUCCGUCCCGAGCAGCCCAAACGGUGGCAGCUCGUUCUGGUGAAUUAGCGGUACUGCCCGGCGCGGCGAGUGCCGCUGGGCCCCGGCCCUGUUCCCGCCUCAGGCGCGGUGCUGCCCGGCGGUGCGUGGUGGAGGAGUGCUGUGGUGAAGGAGUGCUGGAAUUAGGUGGUGAAAUCAGAUGCUGUAGAGCUCAUUUUCUGACAUUCUGGCAGGUCCCUUUCCAUUUUUCUAACGUGUCCAGCCUCUGUUUCUAGAUGGAAAUAACAGAGCCAAAUCAUUUGUCAUUUUUUCUUAGUUUUAGUGGGGCUUCCAUGGGGCACUGCACAGCGCAGCUCAGCCUGCGUGUCCUCAGGCUGACUUUUAGGAUGGUAUCGUUAACAGUGCUGGCAAAGUUUGAUCUAGAUGAAUAGCACUUGGUCACCAAAGUGUCUCUGUGAUCCCAGUUCUGUCAUCCUUGAAAACAGUUAAUAUUUUCAACGAAGAUUUCAAGAAAUGACAUCUGCUCAGCUUCAGUUUUGGUUGGGAACAUAAACUAUUUCCUAAGUAAAAUACUAGUAGCGAAAAACGCCUUGUUAUCUUCUGCAGCACUGCAUGGGAAAAUAGGUUUUGUAGGGCUAAGCCUUGACAUAGUCAUUUGUUCAUCAAACUAUCUAAUUCCAAACUGGUUUAAAAAUAUGAACAAAAAAAAGAUUAAACCCCAAUACCUUUUUAAAAAAAAUAUUAUUAUUAAUAUAAUUUUAUGGUCAUACAAUGAAAACCAUGGUAUGUUUCAUUAUAUUACAAAGUAUUUAAGCUUGAUCAUUACCUGGAAGUGACUCCUCCAGUCUGAUUUUCUGCUAGAUUGUAAAAGAAAUGAUGUUUCCAAAAGCUGUAUGAUCACCAUCAGCAGAAAUGCUAAUAUAAUGUCAGAUUUCAAAAUGUCUGAUUAUAGUACAUUUAUUGCACUUUAUUGUUUCUGUUGUUCUACUUUCUCUGUUGUGUUAAAAUAAUUAAGCAGGCAAUCCUUUCAACUAUUUAGCAAAACUACUGGAAAGUCUUCUAACUCUUUUUGAAAUACCAGUGGUUAUGGAAGACACUCUCUAAACUAAGCCACCCCUCAUCCCCUCCAGCCAAUCUGCAUAUUGUUGGCAAUGCAAUAAGCUUUUGCGCUGUGAAGAUGUAUCAUUUCUUGUUUUGGAAGAUCACUGGAAAGUGACAUUUUGCCAGCAGGGUGAUGUAUAGCAAGAAUUACUGCAGUAUUGUGUCCUUUUCUUGGACCUGCUUUGUAAUGUUCCUGCAUUUUUCACUAUUUUGAACAGAAAAUUUGUUUCUAAUGUAAGCUCAUAGAAGCCAUUCUGGUGGUGUGUUUCUUUUCUUAUACACAGUGAUACAGUGUCUUAUAUCUGAAGUAUGUGGUGAGUAAACUUCUCCAUAAAAUACAGAGCCUCAGGUGAGCUUUGCUCUGUUUAUCAAGCCAUGUACAAACGUUUUCCUAUUAAUUCUGUAAAAUGCAUGAUGACAUUUACUAGUAUGAUCUUUUCUGCAGUCAGUAUUGAGGUAUGCCUUGGUGAAUUAUAAGCACAUAAAUGAUACUUAUAUUCAACUCUAAUGAUUGGUCUGUAAGUCAGCAUUUAGUGUAUGAUGAGCAUAUAGGAUGAAAUAAUUUUCAGCUAAUAAAAGCCUAAACAUAUAAUACAGCAGGUAUUCAUUUCUCAGUGUAAGAAAUCUAUUCUGGAAAUCAUUUGAAUGUGUUUUUUUGCAUUUUCUGGAAGUUAAAGUAAUGUAUUUGUAAUGUAUAAAGACUUCAGCUUUAAAAUGGUUCAUAAAUAUAAACUAUUUUAAAAGAAAGCAUGCUGGAAAUUUUCUUAGACAUAAAAUGACUGGAUAAGACUUUGGCAAAGACAGUUAAGAUUCAGUUGCUUGGAACUGCUUUUGGAGAAGGUACUUGUAAUUUUUCCUUCAGUUGUUUCCAGUUCUGUGAUUUAUUCUAGCCCAGUUUUUCAGUCGUCCUGCAACAGACCCAGACCUAUUUGUUCUGACAGAGUCUUCCAAGCCAGUCUUUUGCCUUGAGCUUAGGGAGCCCGUGUGUGCUGCUCUCUUUCUGUCUUUAUAGUAAUUUUAGUAUAAUAUAACAGUACUACUGAUUUUUACCCUUCUGAUUAAAGCUGGUUAGCUUUCUGCAUUGCAUCUAGCUUUUUGGAUGGCAGAUGCUAACGGCUCUGCAGUUCAGCAUUCUAUCAGAGCUGGCUUAAAUGAUAGAGCAAAUUGUCUCUUUCCUAUCUAAUUUGUAUAAUUAGUUUUUUUUUUUGUAAAAUGCAUGGGAAUAGUCAUUCUAGGGCAUACUGUGGGUUUGCCUAUUUCAGGAUCCUGUUUCUAGUAGUAGCCAUUAGCAGACAAGCCUGGUGAGUGAGCUUAACUCUUGACUGUGACCUGACUGCAACUGUAUGUGCAGAUGCUUUUCAGACCACAUUCUGAGCACUUGCAUUGGCUUGUGAAAAGAUAAUUAUGCCCCAGGAAUUUGUUAGAAUUAGAAUUUUGAUUAUUCUAUUUGCCAGAGCUUUCCCUGAGGAAGUACUGUAAUAAAAAAGUAACAGUGUCACAGAAAAGUAAGAACAACGUAACUGUUAUUAAAAUAAUAAUUUAUACGUAGCAGCAUCCAUGUGUAUGAAAGCAUAUAUUGUGAUACUUCAAGCUUUUUAGAGAUGCGAAAUGUGGAAAAAAAAUGUGGAAAUACUGAGUCACGGCCUGAAGCAGUGAUGGAGCACCUGGUGGGAAGGCAGGGCCAGCCCAGGGGAGCUCAGCUGCAAGCAAUGCACCUGAGUGACUGGAAGGGGUAGAGUCAGCAUCCACCCCUUCCCAGCCCUUAUUUAAGGGUUGGCAGUGGAGGUGAGGGCGUUUCUUGCUGGCGAUCCCUGUCUACGUGAGGCCUUCCAAAGCUUUUUUAAUUGCUCCAUGAGAAUGGCAAGAAUUCGGAUUUCCAGCACAAUCAUGACACUUCUUAUUAUGGUCCAGACUGGAUUCUUACUCUUCAUGUAUGCUCGGUACAAUAGCUUCACACCUCCUUCUGAGGAAAAAUCGUCUCAGGUCCACAUCCUCAUUCUCUCCUCCUGGCGGUCGGGAUCUUCUUUUGUUGGUCAGCUUUUCAGCCAGCACCCCAGUGUCUUCUACCUGAUGGAGCCUGCAUGGCACGUAUGGGUUACAAUGUACCAGAACAGUGCCAAAGUCUUGCACAUGGCAGUGCGGGACCUGGUCAGGUCAGUCUUUCUCUGCGACAUGUCUGUUUUUGAUGCCUACAUGCCUUGGAAAAGAAACUUAUCUGAUCUUUUCCAGUGGGCAGUGAGUCGGGCUUUGUGUUCAGCUCCUGCUUGUGACUCCUUUCAGCGUACCGAGAUAACCAGUGAAAUGGCAUGCAAGACUCUUUGUGGACGAUACCCUUUCAGCAAGGUGGAGGAAGCCUGUAAAACCUACAGCCACGUUGUAAUCAAGGAGGUUCGCUUCUUUGACUUGAAGGUCCUCUACCCACUUCUCACCGAUCCAUCUCUGAACCUCAAAAUAAUUCACUUAGUCCGUGACCCCAGGGCAGUUGUCAAGUCACGAGAACAAUCAGUCAAAGCAUUAGCCCGUGACAAUGGAAUUGUUCUGAGUACCAAUGGCACUAAAUUGGAAGACAGCAAAUACAAAGUAAUGCAAGAGAUUUGUAGAAGUCAUGUUCAGAUUUAUGAAACAGCUACUCUGAAACCACCUAGCUUCCUUAAAGAUCGCUAUCUGUUGAUCCGUUUUGAAGAUCUGGUAAGAGACCCAUUGUCAGAAAUCUCAGAAAUGUAUAAAUUUGCAGAUCUUAGUUUGACCCCCACACUCAAAAGCUGGGUCUAUAACAUCACACAUGGACAGGGACCGGGAAAAAAAAAAGAAGCUUUCAAAAUCACAUCUCGAGAUGCAGUUAAUGUUUCCCAGGCGUGGAGAAAUGUUCUUUCAUUCCAGAAAAUUAAGAAAAUACAGGAAGUUUGCAAAGGCGCUAUAAACAUGCUGGGCUAUCAGCUAGUGGAUUCAGAAAAAGAACAAAGAGAUCUGUCACUGGAUUUAGUGUUGCCAAGAAGACAAAACCAAUUCAGUUGGUCAUCAUUUAAUCCAAGGAACUAAGCCAUUACUUUGAGAGAUUAGGGAGGGGAAAAAGGAGGAGAGUAUUUAUCUAUCGUGUGGUGUAUAGGUAGUUUGAAAAUACUUGGCUGAUGAGUUUAAUUGUCUUCCUGCCUGCUGGUUCACAAAGUGAUGUAAGCCUUUUUUUUUGAGCUUCUUACACCACAAACUAAAAAAAAAAAAAAUCAUCUGAAAAAUUCAGCAAGGUACUUGUGAGAUUGCAAAUUUGCAGCUGAGCUGUGCUGUUCUGAGUGUUGUUUUAAAAAUAUAAUUUAAAUUCUUUCUAUAAAAGACAAUUUGUUCAUUGGUAAUAGUGUAGUUUCAUGCUUAAAACGUUCAAGAAUCUGUUUUUAGUUCAUAUAAAGUGGACAAAAUAUAAACUAAUUUCCUUCACUUUUUUUCCCCCAAGAAUUACUUGACUUUUUUCUUUUGUUUUAAAAUUGUUGUGCAGUAGUGUAUUUCUUUUUUUUUUUUUUUAGGCUUCUCUUGAUGCUUUUAAUUUCAACAGCUGGGACAACUGCUGUGGCUCUAUUGUAAAAGGCUUAAGCAGUACGUUUUCUUAUUGGUAGAUUUCUUAGAGGUUUGCAAUGAUAGAUUUUGCAGCCUAAUACUUGAAUUGGGAUGUUGGCAUAGAGUGCAAAAAACUUAGGAUGCAAAAAAACAAGAGGUGAAAAAACUUUAUUGGAGUAGCUGUGGAAAUAGCAUGUUAAUGCUGUCCCAGUUGUGUUUUAAUGCUGCAACGCAGUAGGCACGUACUUGAUUCCUUCAGUGCGAUUUGCAUAAUUAUCCCCUUUCUUCAAUGCUACAGGUUUUGUUAAUGGAGGUCACUGAGAAAUGUAAGGUGCCUUUCUUAAUAUAGUACAUUUCAGAGCAGGCAGUACAUGUUUAUUCAAUUCCGGGUAUCCUGUUAGGGCUAAUAGAAGAAUGUUGUGCUGUAUCUCAUUUAGGAUGAACUCAAAGAAUCUCAUCAGUGUCACUGCAGUGAUCUGCUAUAGGAAACGGAUGUCCCUGUCAUUCUGGAUGCUGAUGGGCCCAGUGACAGCGUCUCCCUGGGUGUCUCUAAGGCCACAUCCCUUGUGCCUGGAGGUUUUUUUUUUUUUCUGAUUGUCCCCAGAGCUAUUAGUAGGGUCUGUGGCUUUGAGCACUUCUUCAGGGUUUCUAACUGUAAUGCACCAGGGCUAAUGCUUGUUGUGAUGUCAGGGAGAAAGACACCGAGACUGUGCAAAAUACAUACUAAGAUUCUAUUUAUUGAAAUUAACACCAGAAAGGGGGGGGGGGGGGGAAAUAGUGUGAUUCUGUGUCUAUCAGAUGCUGGAAAGUCUGAGUUGGGUGGAAUUGGAGAGACCUCCAAUGAAAGCAUUGCGUAUGGUGCAGACCUCAUCCAUGGGGAAAUAUCUUGUUCUUUAGAAGGCUUUUCUUAGAAGAAAAAAGUUCUGUUUAUCACUUCUGUCAUCAAAAAAGGGAUAUUUGCAUGUGAAUCUUCUGCUUCACUUCUAAGAUAAAGAUGUUCAGGUGCUACAAUCAACAGUGCCAAGUUGCGUGCUGCCUGUGCUGAGUUUAGCUCUGGGACAAGGGUGCCACGGCUGAGCUUUAACCACUGGGAUGAGAAUCGUGAGGGCUGUCCGAGGGGGAUUAUUGAGGGUGCCGCGGGCUGGGACACAGCCUCAGGUACCCCGCGAUUCCACGGGGAGGCAGCAGCACGGCGGUGGGAAGGGUGGGUUCCGAUCGGGUGCGGGCUGCGAUUGGCAGUUCCCGAUGGGAGAGGCGGGUGGGGGUCGUGCCCUGACAGCGCUCGCGCUAGAGGAGGCUCAUCUCACAGCCGGGCGGCCGCGUGGGCUGUGUGUUCUCUCCCUCUCCCAUGUGGUGGUGCUGCAGGCUAAGGUAUCCCUUCAUUUACCGUGGAUGUCACUGACAACAUCUAGCUUAGGUUUGUGUGGCUUUUGUCUCACUCUUUGGGCAAAGAGAGGAAGGUGGAACCCUCUCACUUUUGGCAGGAACUGCUGUGGUUGAAAGUGGGAAGACCGGGAAGAGGUAAAGCAGAUGAGGUCUGAAAUGAAGCUGCUGGAAGAUUUCUCCUGCUGCAGACAAGAAAAAUCUUAUCCCUGUGAGUGAGGAAAGGUACUUCUUAGCAGUCAUCAACAGUCCAGAUCACCAGCAUGCACCCGAAGGGGCCAGAUCCAGGUCCUAAACUGGCCAAAGGGAUAUGCCAUACCACAGGGCAUCAUGCUGAAAACUAAAACUGCGGGAGUUGGCCGAGGGGAGAGACUGCUGCCUGGGGACUGGCUGGGCAUCACCUGGCAGGUGAUGUGCAAUUGUGUUGUAUAUCGUUUGCUUUGUAUAGCCUUUUAUUGUUGUUUUUGUUUCUCCUUCCCUUGCUGUCCUAUAAAAUCGUUCUUAACUCACAA
Molecule: messenger RNA, 6604 nt
Organism: Numida meleagris (helmeted guineafowl)
Lineage: Eukaryota; Metazoa; Chordata; Aves; Galliformes; Numididae
Product: carbohydrate sulfotransferase 6-like
Exons: 2
Coding region: 3015-4202 (395 amino acids)
Biological process (GO): carbohydrate metabolic process; N-acetylglucosamine metabolic process; keratan sulfate proteoglycan biosynthetic process
Cellular component (GO): Golgi membrane
Molecular function (GO): N-acetylglucosamine 6-O-sulfotransferase activity
Source: RefSeq, a predicted model, not a curated record